AUUAUGCUUAGAGGAUUCUGCAGCAAUUCUCGGUAUUGGAUAUAUUCAAAAUCUCCUCAACUUAUAUCCUUCCCAUCUAUUGCCUUCCAGCUUUAACUCAGUUGUGCUCCCUUCAAACAUUUUACAUGAUUUGCGAUGGUUACAUGAACUCUGGGGAAGUGAUAUUUGCAACAUCUCAUACUUUAUUCACUAUGGCACUUUAGGAAACGAAAUUGGGAAAAAGCUUCCAAAACAUUAUUUUAAAAAAUGAAUCUUAUUGUGAAACUUCGGAGAAGUUUUCGAACAUUGAUUGUUCUCUUAGCUACCUUUUGCUUGGUGAGCAUUGUCAUUUCUGCCUAUUUUCUCUACUCUGGCUACAAACAGGAAAUGACACUUAUUGAAACCACUGCAGAAGCAGAAUGCACUGACAUCAAAAUUCUACCAUAUCGGUCAAUGGAGCUGAAAACAGUUAAACCUAUUGACACAUCCAAAACGGACCCUACUGUCCUUCUCUUCGUGGAGAGCCAAUACUCUCAACUCGGUCAAGAUAUCAUAGCUAUUUUGGAGUCCAGCCGAUUUCAGUACCACAUGGUUAUUGCCCCUGGAAAGGGAGAUAUACCUCCUCUUACAGAUAAUGGCAAAGGGAAAUACACUUUAGUUAUUUAUGAAAAUAUUCUGAAGUAUGUCAGCAUGGACUCAUGGAAUCGAGAGCUUUUAGAAAAAUACUGUGUGGAAUACAGUGUUAGUAUAAUCGGUUUUCAUAAAGCCAAUGAGAACAGCUUACCAAGUACACAAUUAAAAGGCUUUCCGUUAAACCUUUUCAAUAAUCUAGCUCUAAAGGACUGUUUUGUUAACCCUCAAUCUCCUUUGCUGCAUAUUACCAAAGCCCCCAAGGUUGAGAAAGGCCCUCUUCCUGGGGAAGACUGGACUAUUUUCCAAUAUAAUCAUUCAACCUACCAGCCUGUACUUUUAACUGAAUUACAGACAGAAAAAUCCCUGUCAUCCUUGUCUAGCAAAACACUCUUUGCAACGGUGAUUCAGGAUCUGGGGCUUCAUGAUGGAAUUCAGCGAGUACUUUUUGGCAACAACUUGAACUUUUGGCUGCACAAGCUCAUCUUCAUAGAUGCCAUCUCCUUCUUGUCAGGGAAGAGGCUGACAUUGUCCUUGGACAGGUACAUCCUUGUGGACAUUGAUGAUAUAUUUGUUGGGAAAGAGGGAACAAGGAUGAAUGUCAAAGAUGUGAAGGCAUUACUAGAGACUCAAAAUUUACUGCGCACUCAGGUUGCAAAUUUUACCUUCAACCUUGGAUUUUCAGGGAAGUUUUACCACACAGGGACUGAAGAGGAAGAUGAAGGAGAUGACCUUUUACUUCGAUCUGUGGAUGAGUUCUGGUGGUUUCCUCACAUGUGGAGCCACAUGCAGCCCCAUCUCUUCCACAAUGAGUCAUCUUUAGUAGAGCAGAUGAUUCUCAACAAGGAAUUUGCACUGGAACAUGGAAUACCAAUCAACAUGGGCUAUGCUGUGGCCCCACAUCACUCAGGGGUCUACCCGGUUCACAUUCAGCUGUAUGCAGCUUGGAAGAAGGUCUGGGGUAUUCAAGUCACCAGCACUGAAGAAUAUCCACAUCUGAAACCUGCCCGGUACAGAAAGGGCUUCAUUCACAAUAGCAUCAUGGUCCUCCCUCGACAGACUUGUGGGUUGUUCACUCACACUAUUUUCUACAAAGAAUAUCCAGGAGGACCCCAAGAACUGGAUAAAAGUAUCAGAGGAGGUGAACUUUUUCUCACAAUCCUUCUAAACCCAAUCAGCAUUUUCAUGACCCAUUUAUCAAACUAUGGAAAUGACCGCCUAGGGUUAUAUACCUUUGUGAACUUGGCCAACUUUGUGCAGAGCUGGACCAACCUGAAAUUGCAAACUCUGCCUCCAGUGCAACUGGCCCACAAGUAUUUUGAGCUCUUCCCUGAGCAGAAAGACCCUCUAUGGCAGAAUCCAUGUGAUGAUAAACGACACAAAGACAUCUGGUCCAGAGAGAAAACUUGUGACCACUUACCAAAAUUUCUAGUAAUUGGUCCACAAAAAACAGGAACAACUGCACUUUAUUUAUUUCUUCUUAUGCAUCCUUCAAUCAUCAGCAAUCUCCCUAGUCCCAAGACAUUUGAGGAAGUUCAGUUCUUUAAUGGCAACAACUAUCACAAAGGAAUAGACUGGUAUAUGGACUUUUUCCCUACACCAUCCAAUACUACAAGUGACUUUCUGUUUGAAAAGAGUGCUAAUUACUUCCAUUCGGAAGAAGCUCCAAAACGAGCUGCAUCUCUUGUCCCCAAAGCCAAGAUCAUCACCAUCCUCAUUGACCCCUCAGACAGGGCAUACUCUUGGUACCAGCACCAACGAUCACAUGGAGAUCCAGCUGCUCUGAGGUUCAAUUUCUAUGAAGUUAUUUCAACAGGACAUUGGGCUCCAUCUGACUUAAAAACUUUGCAGAGAAGAUGCCUAGUACCUGGAUGGUAUGCAGUCCACAUAGAAAGAUGGCUAACUUACUUUGCUACUUCUCAGUUGCUAAUUAUUGAUGGACAGCAGCUGAGAUCUGACCCAGCUACUGUGAUGGAUGAAGUCCAGAAGUUUCUGGGAGUUACACCUCAUUAUAAUUACUCUGAAGCACUAACGUUUGAUCCCCAAAAGGGUUUUUGGUGUCAAUUACUGGAAGGAGGAAAGACAAAAUGCCUUGGAAAAAGCAAAGGCCGAAAAUAUCCACCUAUGGAUCCAGAGUCUAGAACGUUCCUCUCUAAUUACUACCGAGAUCAUAAUGUGGAACUAUCCAAACUGCUACACAGACUGGGACAGCCUCUGCCAUCAUGGCUGAGACAGGAACUGCAGAAAGUGAGAUAGCACUGGAGACAAGAACCAAGCCUCUCAAGAUAUUUUUAGUGUU
Messenger RNA from Gorilla gorilla gorilla (western lowland gorilla), 2908 nucleotides. RefSeq names its product N-deacetylase and N-sulfotransferase 4. Bases 247 to 2865 code for a protein of 872 amino acids. The transcript is spliced from 13 exons. NCBI's taxonomy places the organism in Eukaryota, Metazoa, Chordata, Mammalia, Primates, Hominidae. Gene Ontology annotation, molecular function: deacetylase activity; heparan sulfate N-sulfotransferase activity; hydrolase activity. The record is from RefSeq and is a predicted model, not a curated record. Gene Ontology annotation, cellular component: Golgi apparatus.